AUGCAAUUGCUCCUACAUCUUUUCCUACUUGUUGCGAUUGUUGCAUCAAAGAAAAUCAAUUUAUAUGCAAGACCUAUAGAUCAGGAGUCAACCGAUCCUAUAGGUUUUAUUCAAGAUGAUUCCGUAUAUUUAAUGGAUUAUGAGAUUCAGCCAAAUCAAUCGUAUUGUAUAGGAACAAAAGACCUACACAAUCAUGAAUGCUUUAGCUUUCAGAGGGAGUUGCCACCGUUGAAAAACGCGGUGUUUCAUUAUUUUCUUGCUGAGGAUGGUGAUAUUAUACGAUUAGCUUUAUCAUUUGAUGAGCAAAUAGACAAGCCGAUUAUAUUGAAACAUCAACAUAUUGAAGCCCCGAAACCUGACUUGAAUAGUGAAUUAUUGGCGAAAGAAAGAGAAGAACAGCAAAAGCAAGCAAAAAAAGGGGUAAGCGUCAAGAAAGUGAAACAGAAAAAAAUGGUUACAUUUGUUGAUACCAAUGGUAAAGAAGAAACAAGGGAAAUUGAAGAAGAAGUUGAAGUUGAAGUUGACAAUAGAUCCUGGAUUCAAAAAAAUUGGAUGUAUAUUGUACCUCCUUUGAUAAUAAUGUUGCUCAUGGGCGGUAACGAAGAGAAAAAGUGA
Molecule: messenger RNA, 615 nt
Organism: Lodderomyces oxycetoniae
Lineage: Eukaryota; Fungi; Ascomycota; Pichiomycetes; Serinales; Debaryomycetaceae
Exons: 1
Coding region: 1-615 (204 amino acids)
Source: RefSeq, a predicted model, not a curated record